Messenger RNA from Ciona intestinalis (vase tunicate), 1698 nucleotides. Its product is annotated as tRNA-dihydrouridine(16/17) synthase [NAD(P)(+)]-like. The record is from RefSeq and is a predicted model, not a curated record. NCBI's taxonomy places the organism in Eukaryota, Metazoa, Chordata, Ascidiacea, Phlebobranchia, Cionidae. Gene Ontology annotation, molecular function: tRNA dihydrouridine synthase activity; flavin adenine dinucleotide binding. Gene Ontology annotation, biological process: tRNA processing.
UUUUCUGAGACGCUAAAAUUAUGUUUUAGUUUGAAUUCUGUAAAAAUAGUUUAGGUUUUUAUAAUUUUUCGACACCAUUACCGGCAUGGAGAACAAGGAAAAACUAGAAGGAUACAAAUUCUGGGAGAAACUUGGCAGACCAACCAAGCUGGUUGCUCCCAUGGUUGACCAAAGUGAGCUAGCAUGGAGAAUGCUGAGUAGGAAAUAUGGGGCAGAGUUGUGUUACACACCAAUGCUACAUGCUUCAGUUUUUCUCAGAGAUCCACAAUACAGGAUUGAUGGCUUGGCAUCUUGUCCUGAAGAUAGACCACUUAUUGUUCAGUUUUGUGCGAAUGAUCCAGAUAUUUUGACGAAGUCAGCUCUUCUUGCUCAGGACCACUGUGAUGCAGUUGAUAUAAACCUGGGAUGCCCACAGACCAUUGCAAAACGUGGCAACUAUGGUGCUUUUCUUGGAGAAAACUGGGAAUUGGUGACAAAGUUGAUUAAAGCUUGUCAUGAAAAGCUGAGUGUUCCUGUCACUUGUAAAAUCAGAAUUUUUACAGAUGUUGAAAAAACUGUGCAAUACGCUAAGAUGAUUGAAAGAGCUGGCUGUCAACUGCUAACAGUCCAUGGAAGAACAAAAGAAAUGAAAGGACCAAUGACAGGGUUGGCUAGUUGGGAACAUAUUAAAGCCGUGAAAGAUGCUGUCAAGAUACCCGUGUUUGCGAAUGGAAACAUUCAGUACAAGGCAGAUGUUGAUAGAUGUAUAAAUCAAACUGGAGUUGACGGUGUGAUGAUAGCUGAGGGGAAUUUACACGACCCGUGCCUAUUUGUUGGCAAAAAGACUAUAAUAUGGGAGAUUGCUCUCGAGUAUUUGCAAUGUGCUGUGAAAUACCCUUGUCCUGCUUCUUAUGCAAGAGGCCAUGUUUUCAAGAUAUGUCACCAUGGUUUACAGCGCCAUACACGUGCACGGGAUUUGCUUGCUUCUUCAAAAGAUAUUCAAGACAUGAAAACAGCUGUGGAGGUUCUACGUGAUAUUUGCACUCAAUCAUGUGGUGUAGGAAAGGAAAACUCGGUUUCUGAUGAUGCGCUGCCUAUGCCGCAUUGGUUUUGUCAGCCAUAUGUUAGACCAGCACCUAAACCAAAAGAAAAUAGAAAAGAAAGACCUUCUAGUACAGACAGUGGGGAAAUUUCAAAGAAAAAGUUGAAAAAAAUGAUGAAAAGAUGCAUGAAGAACACUAGUUUAGAUCUAGAAGGUCUUGAUUCUGCAGAGAAAGUGAAAAAGUUGUCUAAAAUAAUCGAAGCCAAACCCAACAAAGUUACAUACGAUAUCUGUGUUAAGUGUGGAAACCCUAGUAGCACGAGAUGUGUGUUUCAUUUAUGUAAACCUUGCUGUAAAAUACGUGCGAAAGAGGUUUAUGUGUUUUGUACAGUUCACCGAAAUUUUGUUCCAAAAACAAAGCAAGGAAAUUUAGCCACAACAGAUGCUAAUUUGGGAAAAGAACAAACUGUAAUGGACCAUAUUACCUGAACUAUAUUUAACCAUUAAGUUAUUUUUAGCUGUAUAGGUCUUGCUGUCAUUUGCAUAUCCUGCUUUAAAAAAUGUGUAAAAUUUCGCACAUAUUCACUUUUUACUUUUUUUAUAUGCCUCACUUUUAUUUGAUAUCACUUGUAAGUAUGGUUGUAAGUUUGGUGCGUAAAUAAAAGAUUAACAUUGAU